AUGGUCUUCUUCCUGUUGCUUCUUCCAGCCCUCCUCCUGCAUGCACGUGCGGACGGGGAGGCAUGCGAGGCGUCCCGUGGUCCUGUUACUGGUCCUGUUGGGGACCGGGAAGAGCUGCCCCUCUUGCAGGUAAGCAGUGCUGCGGGCCGCAACGCCCAAGCUGAAGCACAAGGCGCCUGUUCUUCAGAAGACAUGGCUGCAGAAGAGCUGCUGGAAGAGGCUUUGCGUCAACAGCAAGCUGAAUACAAUAUCCAGUCCGAUCUGGAGGAGGCUUUCUCGUACACGACGGGCGAAGUAAAGCGUGAGUACGAGAAGGUCGAAGAAGACACUAAGGACUUGUCAGGUGAUGACUUGGAUGAUGACAGCACGAAGGGGAAGUGGAUACGCCGAUUGGCAAAGGUGGGGGAGUGUGUCACAGAGAUCACCGUGAGCGAAUUCAUGCCUAUGCUUCUAGCUGAGAAGCAUAGGGAGAGGAACGAACGCUCCGGGGGCAUCAUUGCCACGGUUCUUGGGUUUCUCUGGCCAGACGAUUCCAGUGGAGAAGCGGACAUUUGGUCGUUGGUUCUCAGCGAUGUUGAGGAAAUCGUGAAUGUGUCCAUCCUCAACUUCGAGUUGCAUGAAAGGGAGGCCGAUUUCCUCUCCGUGCGAAGCUACCUUGCCCGAUAUAGCCGGGAGAGCACCAUAACGGAAAAGGGCAAUGAUUUGUCCAUUGCGCUCGCAAAGGCACAAGACAUCAUGAAUCACCUUACUCUCUCCACGAACAAGUACGAGUUGCUUCCGAUCACGAUUGUGGGGGCGACGCUGCACUGCGUCAUUCUGCGAGAGCGGCUAUCUCAUGGAGUUCGAGUCUAUGGCUCAGCAGAUCCGGCAUGGCUCUACGAAUUGCAGAUGAAAGUGGCAUACUACCAGACUUUCUUCAACUACACCUACUCUCUUUGGAGAAGCUGGAGGUCUACAAAGAUCGACCAGACAGUCGACGAGGGCCGCCGCCGUCGACGGCAGAACUCGGACUGCUCCUCUGUGGUAACAGACAAGCUGGUCAAAAUCGGCAACGACGUCCACGUCUUCGACGGGAUGCAGGGGUCUAACAACCGUUGUGCCGAGAUUGCUAACAUGACUGCCCAGCGUAUCUUGAACCAGGUCUCUGCAGCUAUGGCCAAGGCGAUGCAGCCGAUCACCUACUUGCAGCGCUACGUGCCAGGAAUGGAGGCGGUGGCGCCCACAAUGCUGCCUGCUCUGGAGUUCAUAACCGUGGGCCCCUAUGCUGCUGUCACGCAAGACCUCCAGGACGGCAGCAGACAGGUAUCCAGCAACAACUGGUGGACCAUCAACGAGACCGGCUUCUUGGGCCCUGGCAACAUCAGAGAAGCAAUCGCAUGGGCCAAUGGUUGCAACUUUGUGGACUACUUCAAGCUGACCUAUGACGAUGGGAGGGAGGAAACGUCGGGCAAGACAUCCAUUACCAAAGGCAGCAAUUGUGGAGACUGGGCUUACCCGGACAGGUACAUCCAUACCAUUGAACUUCACUUCAUCGAGCAGACCGAUCCGUAUAAGGCUGAUUCGCAGGUGGUAAACAUGAAGUUGUUCUUCUCCGACGGCUAUAAUACCGGCAACUAUUAUGGAUGCUUUACAGUGGGUGACAACCCCUACGGACAGUGCAUGGCCGGUUCUCCUAGUGAAUACACUCAAAAGGUGACGGUUACAGGGGACUCCACUUACAAGCUCGUCGGCGCCACGUUGGGUGAGAUACCCAGUAAAGGCUUCGGGUAUAUCAACGCGACUUUCCAAUGGGUGCAGUCAAUGUCGUGGUCGAAUGUCAGCAAAGUUAACUCGAGCAACAAUCUAACGACUGGGCAGCGGUUGCAAGCUGGUCAGAGCCUCUGGAGUUACAACAGCUUGUACAAGCUCAUGCUUUCAAGUAGUGGUAAUUUGGCCAUCUACAACAUGUAUGAUAGCGUUUCGUGGCAGACAAACACUGCCUGCACAGAGAACAAGGCGUACCUUGAAAUGCAGCCAGACGGGAACCUGGUUCUUUAUUGUGGGGAAAACAACCCUAUAUUGGCCGCCAACACCGAUCAUGGUCAGAUGCUGUGCCGGGUGGCCGCCAUCGAGAACACAGGUGCUUUAACCAUCUACACCCUUCCCGACCUCAAGGGAAUUUGGACGAGCAAAAGUCAGGUCCCUGUAGGGUUCGGGAACAGCAGCCUUGCAAGCCCGCAGAGUCUUCAACCGGGCCAGCGGCUAGUUGCGAGCUCUCUCUACCAGUUCGACCUGGCUUUCUCAAACGGGACUGCAGGCGGAGCUGUCAGGUUGAAGGACUGGAGCCAUGGGCGGCAACUUUGGUCCGCGGGAGCUUGCGCAGCCUCGGAAGACCCCGAAUUCAAGUUACAGGACGACGGAAACCUUGUCCUUUACUGCUCAGGAGUUGCAAAAUGGGACUCUGGCACAGCGGACACUUCCCUUGAAGCAGAGGAGGGGCAAAACGUUCUGCAGCUGUUGGCGAAUGGUGACCUCGUGAUUGUGAGCAAGCGCAGUCAAGUCACAUGGUCCAGCAACAGCAAGGUUGCGUAUGACUAUUUCAAAGAUGAUUACGGCAUCUAUGACCAGAGCUGA
Molecule: messenger RNA, 2613 nt
Organism: Symbiodinium sp. CCMP2592
Lineage: Eukaryota; Dinophyceae; Suessiales; Symbiodiniaceae
Source: the annotation of a GenBank genome assembly